GGUUGCGGGUCAUGGAAUUGAUUGAAUGGCUGUGACGUGAGGAGUAAAUAAGUGCGUAAAUAAUUUCGCAUGUGUUUCCUCGCAAAAGAAGAAAUUAAUAUGUAAUUAAUUAAUUACUGUGAUUAGUAAUUUUUGGCGGAUAACGCUUUCCGAUUAGCGACCAAGAUGAGCGUGAGAAGAUAUAUUCACCCGAGAAACAAGUACAAAACACCGCCAGAUUACAAGAAACUCGCGAUCAAAUACCCGAAAUUUCGCCAAAUUGCAAUCACGGAUCUCGCAGGAAGAGUCAGAAUAGAUUUUCAAAAUGAGAAGAGCCUGCGUACGCUCACGGAGACACUAUUAAUGCAUGAUUUUGGUCUACUCGUACGCAUACCACCAGACAAAUUGAAUCCCACAAUCACGCUACGCAUGAAUUAUAUUCUGUGGAUUGAGGACUUGAUGAACCAUCUCAAAUUGAAAAUGGAUAAGGUCACAGGUAUUGACAUCGGAACGGGAGCAACUUGCAUAUACGCUUUAUUGCUUGCAAAAAUCUACGGUUGUCAUAUGAUUGGCACAGAAGUGGAUGAAGCCAGUGUGGAACACGCGCGGGAUUGCAUACAAGGGAACAAUUUAGAAAAUUUAAUUAAAGUGAUUACAGUGAACGCUGGUAGAAUUUUUAAAGACGUGAUCGAGAGUAACGACGCUUACGAUUUUUCGAUGUGCAACCCACCGUUCUUCGAGAGCGCUGACGAUGACGCUGAGAGAAUCGCGAAGGCUUUGCCACCAAGAAACGCGUCUACCGGGAACGCUAGUGAAUUGAAGACCGUUGGUGGCGAGUGGGCAUUCGUAGCUCAAAUGAUCGACGAGAGUAUCGAGCUGAGAGAUCGCAUAAAGGUCUACAGCACGAUGGUCGGCAGGAAAACUGACUUGAUGCGUCUCAAGCAGGAAAUAGUGUCGAGAGGUACGACGAAUGUGACAUGGACGGAAUUCUGCCAGGGUCAUACGACGAGGUGGGGCUUGGCUUGGAGUUUCCUGCCGAGAAGCGUCGUGGAUCUCACCACGGCACCCGUUAUCAGAAAAAGUGGAAAAUCCAUAGUGCAAUCCGUAAAGAAUACCUUGAAGAAGGAGACUUCGAUAACGUUUCCAAUAGGGGAUGAAUUCUCAUGCAUGGACGACUUGAUUAGUUUUUUAACAACAACAGUGAAACAGUUGAACGUUACACUGUACCGGAUACCGGUUUGCAAAGACAGUUUCAACGGUUGGAUGUGUCGAAUAGUUGCCAAGGAAAAGUCGUGGGAGCAUGCACGCAGGAAGCGGCGUUUAGCCUUGAGGCAAACCGCGCCAAAGAGAUUGGACGACGGGGGUGGCAAAUGCAUCGAAGAAACUGUGAAUGAUAAAGAUACGUCGGACGCAAUCGCGGAAGGACCUAACGAUACUGGACAGGCUAAUAAAAAUUCAGAUGCAACAUCGACAAUAAUCACGGUUGAGGGAAAUAAUGCGGAAGGUGCGAGUGACGAAAGUUCUGAGGAAAAGGUACUCGAUGAGCGCAUUCCCGUGCUCACUUGCAAGCUCUGCGUAGAGACCAGGAGCUCGGAAUGCGACGAGGACGACGUAUUCAGGAUAUGGAUGGUCUACGAGAACGGGAGCGGCGGUCUGGAUGCUUUGCACUCAUUGCGGCAAUAUUUGAUAAAUCGGUUGGGCGUGCGGGGAAAGAUUCUCGAUAAUUCCUCGAAAGAUAGCAAGAAACAAAGAAGGAAAAAAGCAAGGAAGGACGUCGCAGGUACAAGUUUCGCCGUUCCUACCGCGCGACCUCGGACAGUUGAUGAAGAUUCGUCGAGAAAAGGCGACACGGGUAGCUCCGAUGAUCGUUGAAGCGAGAUGCUGCGCGCUACACACGAAAUGAUCUAUUUUGUGCAACACGCGUUGAAGGAAGAGAGUUCAGGAAUUGGUUUUUUAUGGGACUCUCCAUCCUGGACCCUUUCCCGCUCCGGUGGAGAUGGACUGAUGUACAUACAUAAACCGAUAAAUAUGUAAACCAAGUC
This is a messenger RNA of Ooceraea biroi (clonal raider ant), 2021 nucleotides long. RefSeq names its product U6 small nuclear RNA (adenine-(43)-N(6))-methyltransferase. NCBI's taxonomy places the organism in Eukaryota, Metazoa, Arthropoda, Insecta, Hymenoptera, Formicidae. Gene Ontology annotation, molecular function: 23S rRNA (adenine(1618)-N(6))-methyltransferase activity. Gene Ontology annotation, biological process: rRNA base methylation. The record is from RefSeq and is a predicted model, not a curated record. Gene Ontology annotation, cellular component: nucleus.